CUCCUCCUCCAGGCUGUGAGUGACAGGCACCGCCUCCUCCCCGCAGCCAGUGAGUGACAGGCACCGCCCCCGGCUGUGAGUGACAGGCACCACCUCCUCCCCCCGGGCAGUGAUUCGUAGUCUGCGCCUCCUCCUCCUGGCUGUGACAGUCGCCGCCCCCUAGCCAGUGAGUGACAGGCACCGCUCCCUCGCUGUGAGUGACAGGCACCGCCCCCCGGCUGUGAGUGACAGGCGCCGCCUCCUCCCCCGGCCAGUGAUUGGCAGUGUCUGCCCCCUCCCCCAGACAGUGAUUGUCAGUUGCUACCCCCUCCCCCGGCCAGUGAGUGACAGACACUGCCUCUUCCCGGGGGCCAGUGAGUGACAGGUACCGCCCCCUGGCUGUGAGUGACAGGCGCAGCCCCCCUCCCGUGAUUGGCAGUCUGUUCCUCCUCCUCCAGGCUGUGAGUGACACAGGUGCAGUCUCCUCCCCCGGCCAGUGAGUGACAGGAACCGCCCCCAGGCCGUGAGUGACAGGCGCCACCUCCUCCCGGGGGCGUGGUCCCGCAGACAGCGCUGCUUGCUCGGAGAGUCGGUCGGACACGGCGGCGGGUCCGGGGCAGCUGCUGCCGGGUCCUGGCCGAUGGCGGUGCCGCACCCCAGUAAAAGCGCCCGGUGGCUGCGGGCGGAGCUGGAGGCCGGGGCUGGCGGGCUGCUGCUGCUGGACUGCCGGCCACACGAGCGCUUCCAGGCGGCGCACAUCGACUCGGCCGUCAGCGUCACCGUCCCCAGCCUGAUGCUGCGCCGCCUGCGCCGGGGGAACCUGUCCGUCCGCUCCCUCAUCGCCAGCGACACGGAGCGCUUCUCCCGCCGCGCCCAGGCCGACACCGUGCUGCUCUACGACGACGCCACGCUGGACUGGCCGGACAACAGCCCCGCCGGCUCCGUGCUCGGCCUGCUGCUCCACAAGCUGCGGGAGGACGGCUGCCGGGCCUUCUACCUGCGAGGUGGAUACAGCAAGUUCCAGCGGGAAUACCCUGAGCAUUGUGAGGUUGGCCUUGAGAUCCCCUCUCCCAGCGACCCACCCCCAGAAUGUGUCCUGGGACUGGGGGGGCUUAGAAUAAGUUCGGAAUGUUCCGAUGGGGAGUCUGACCGGGAGCCCAACAGUGCGACGGAAUCAGAAGGCAGCCCCGCGCUCUCCAACCAAUCAACCUUCCCCGUACAGAUACUUCCAUAUUUGUACCUCGGCUGCGCAAAAGAUUCAACCAACCUUGAUAUAUUGGGGAAAUACAAUAUAAAAUACAUCUUGAAUGUGACUCCUAACUUGCCAAACACGUUUGAACACAAUGGAGAAUUUAAAUACAAGCAGAUUCCGAUCUCGGAUCACUGGAGUCAAAAUCUGUCGCAAUUCUUCCCUGAAGCCAUAUCCUUUAUUGACGAGGCUCGCACCAACAAAUGCGGCAUCUUGGUCCACUGCUUGGCAGGGAUUAGCCGUUCCGUCACAGUCACCGUGGCGUACCUCAUGCAGAAACUCAACCUUUCCCUGAACGACGCCUACGAUUUCGUCAAACGGAAAAAGUCAAAUAUCUCUCCAAACUUCAACUUCAUGGGGCAGCUGCUAGACUUUGAAAGGACCCUGGGAUUGAAAAGUCCCUGUGAUAUUCGGUCGCCGACCAACCAGCUGUACUUUACUACGCCAACCAAUAACAAUCUCUUCCAGCUGGACAGCCUGGAGCUGACAUGAAGCUGCUUUCCGGGUACAAGUGUUUGGAAGAUGAGUGACGCACAGCGAUGAAUGAAGUGUCUGUCUGAUGAGUCUCUUGUAUGUUAAUACAAAACUUGUGAUUUGUAAGUACUUUUCCAAAAGAAAAUGGAUCAAAUAACUGUUUCUAAUGAUGAUCUUGCACUUAACAAUCGUUUGUUACAUCAGCAUUUUUCCUCGCGGCAUUCACGCCCCAAAAUAACCUUUUUAUUUUUAUUAUUUUUUUUGCUUACAAUUUUUUUUACAGUCAGCAGUCGCUGCUGACGUUACUGCGAAUUAUAACAACGCAGGCCCUGACGUGGAAUGUGUGUAUUAAACAGUUCCACUGAAUAGUGCUUUAAGAAUACAGGACAGAACUUUAUAGAGGUGGAAAUUAUAUAGAUACCGGUCUAUAUAUAGAUGUCUCUUACUCGGCUAAUAUUUGGCUGAUCAGAAUUGGUAAUCUUGAUAAAAGAUCCCCUCCCCCCAACAAUUAUCUUCUAACCACUUAUUUGCAUAACAAAAUAUUUUUUUUUUUUAACUUCUAAGCCAAAUGUUUAUAUUGACCAAAUGCUAUAUGCACAGUCUACAGAGCUCUAUAUUACGCAACGUAAAGCGAAAUGCGUCUCUGAUAAGUAUAAUAGGUGGAUGAAAGCAAUGUUGUAAUCUGCAUAUUUAUUUUUUUCCAUUUUUUUUUUUUUUUUAAUUAAAGCGUUUUAUAUUCUUAAAGAGAACCUACAUAAAUUUGCUUAGACUAUACCUAUGAACAUUCCAGGAGAUUAAGGCCCAGUGAUGAUAUAUUUGAGAUAACGAUGGGUAAUCCUGUUAAAAUGAAUCUGACCCCUGCACACCGCCCGUAUUCCUGAAUAUACAGCCCAUCAAUGCAGGAGGUAUCCGGUGGCCUCACUGAGGUACGAUGCUGCCUCCUGUGUGCAGGCAACUGGUGUAAAUAGGGUUUCUCGUUACAUUUAUCCUUUGCUAGACCGGUCGAUACCAUUGGGAUAAACCUGUAUAUCGCUAGUUGUUCCCGAACUACAAGUCUCAGCCCAGAAGUAUGUAUAUAUUUAUAUUGGCUGUCCCAUGCACUUGAGAACAUUCCCUUUCAUCAGAUAAUCACCUUGCCGUAUAGUUUUGCACUCUGGGACUUGUAGUUCUACACCAGUUGUCUGAACGUGGUGCAACAUGAAGAUUCACUGAGGAUUACCAUCUUCGUUUUUAAAUAGCUUUGACAAUCCUUUAAAACAAAAUGAAUGUCCUAAUCCCGCGAGUGGCGUAUUACAUGAGGUCACGCACGUGUGUGUGUGUGUGUGUGUGUGUGUGUCUGGUACAGUUUUGGGUUCCCAACCGGACAUAUCCCGUAGUCUGGUAUGUUCUGGCGCGAUCUCCCAGGUGCUAUUUCGGAAAUGGUUUACACGAUGUCUCACUUUUUAAAAUCUAUUUUUAUGAAAAGACAAGUUAUUAUAAUCCCCCAGCGAGAGAUCUUUAUUUUUUUACACUUAUUUAAACAAUGUAAAAUGAUAAAAGCACCUUUAAAAAAAAAAUAUGUAUUAAAGCUGCCAAAUUUACCUGCGGCUUCCUGUGUUGUGCCUUGUCCCUGUAGGAAAUUGAAUGUGCGCCCCUCAGAUGUAGAGAACCACUAAUCCAGCAAUUGCAGCCUAUCCUUGUAUCAGGAAGUAGUUACUUCCCAGUAUGUUUGAGGCACUUGUUGCCUCGAGCCUCUGCGGUGGCACUAAAUCCUAUCAAUAUAAUAGUAUUGGGUCCUUAUUGGAAAUAAUUGCUCUAGUAAAUGCUGAUCGCACAAAAUAAAUAUACAAUGAAGUGUUUACUGAGGAAGCCAGAAUAGACCCCCAAAUCAGUAGGGGAGAGGGCUCCUGCGCCACCUGGUGGAGAUUGUCUAGCAUGCAGGUACUUGAAGUUACGCAGCCGGUGAAAGGCGAUGAUAUAUUGCCCAACCCUGUUGUAGAUGUGCCACGCCUGAUUUCUGGUGACUCUGUAGACGCCAUGAACGUAAUUUGGGGAUUCUUCAUAGAUAUAUGGGGAGGAGGCAGUAGUGUGGGUUUAUUUUUUUUUUCUCCUUUCAGUUUCCUUAUGAAGCUCUUAUUUCAUGACUUAUUUUCUGUGUUGUCUGAUAUGCUGUUGGGGAACUUUAAUGAAAACUGGUGCAGAAAAAAAAGAUGCUGUAACUUUAGCAACUAAUAAGGAUCGGUCAUUGGUGCAUAUAAGUUAUAUAAUGGUUGCAGUGGUUACAGCACCGAGUAUCACAAAUCCCCCAGCUGUGGGUAUUCAGGCUGGAAUUAUUCCUGAGAUGGAUUUCUCGUUACCUGGAAAGAGAAGUCCUGAGGACUGUUAGUGUAGCCCAGCGACUCCGUAUCCUUAGUGAUCGGAAUCCUUAAUUCCUCUUUGUAUUACAGACUGGCAGAGGGUACCACACCACCCCCAUGUGCCAGUACUUAAUAUGGACUUCGAGGCACGGCAACCCCAAAAUGAGACUUGUUUAAUUGAGCAUAAAGGUCCUUCCAAAUUAUUAUUGUGUUAAAAGACUGUGAUGCACCAGGGGAGGGUGUCGGAGGCGGAUGCGCCCCAGUGCUUUUACUUGCAAGCAAAUGGUGGUGAAGCACGCAAUAGGGAGCGUUCGGUCACAUGGGAAAGAUUGACAUGGGCGCUCUGGAGGGACAUAAAUGUACGAAGACAAAGCAGUGGUAUUCUGAGCGAGGAGCUAUGGCGCAGACUUUGCACCAAUGUUAGUGAAUACCUAGAACGAGGAGCUAAUCCACUAGAUUUCUCCGUUACCAGGGAACAAUAUGGAACCAUUCGGUUAGAGUGCCUUGAUCCAGCGUCACAGCGGCCGUUCAUGCCCUAUCUCCAGCAUUGUCAGAGAUGUCUUUUAUGUGUUCCUGUGGUUCAUACCGGAGGUAGCCAAUUUAUAUGCUCUAUCUCACACUAAUAGCAACAUGGCUGAGGCAUGAGGCACUGCGGUGGCUCUGGAUAAUAUUAAGUCCAGAGAUAGCUGCCUCCAUCAGGAGUAGGCGCGGAGUCCACUGGGGUACUUGUAUUUGGGGGUAAGAGCAGAUCUGCCCUCUACUCAUUUUGUGGGGGGUAAUUAAUCCGCUUUUCUCACUUUGAUAUUAAGCUUUUUUUUUUCUAACUAAAUAAUAGUUGAAAUUGUCUUUAUUCUACCGUAUUAUGAUCCCGCUGUUGUACGGAUCCUUCUACUUUCUACUGUCAGUAUAAUAUAAGAACAAUCUACAUUUAUACCUGGCAAAACUUUUCAUGUAUUCACUUAUGGCAGAACCUGCCCCAGUUUAGUCUAAUUCCGGCCUUUUCUACCAUUUAUACAGUGCCAUGUUUUAUACGAUGAAAGUGGAUCAAAUGCUUUAUACAAUCUUGUAAAUGACAAAUGUUGUUUUUUUUGUAUUUCCUGCAGAUAAUUACAUGUAUAACGAUAUAAUUGUUUUGAAUGUUUGAUAUUAAAACUGUGCAUAGAGGAACACCAAAGCCCUGCCACAUUAUAACCAGGGAAGGAAAGAUGGCGGAAGGCCGCGCGUCCUGCGUCGUUAGUAACAUUGAGAGUAAUAGGCCCUACACACUGGGCGACAUGAGUGAAAGAUAUGAACGAUCUCGUUCAUUAAUGAACGAGAUACCGUUCAUAUCUUUCAGUGUGGAGUCACCAACGAUGAAAGAUGUGCGGCCCCGCGCUCGUUCAUCGCUGGUGCCCCGUCGCUUGUGCAUGCAGGUCAAUAUGGACGAUCUCGUCCAUAUUUGCCUGCACUGCUAUGGAGCCGGGUGACGGGGGAAGUGAAGAAACGUCACUGCUCCCCCGCCGCCGGGUCGGCCGUAUCCGCCGUCGGGUAGCUCAGCGGCGCAUCGCGCAGUGUGUAGGGCCAUUAAGACGCCAGUUGCAUAACUAGAGGUGGGUCUGGUACUUGUAGUUCCACAGCUACCUUCUGCUGCUGCUGCCCCAUUCAAUUCUUCCUUUCAUAAUGCACUUUUUGAGUAUGAAAUCUAUCCAGGCCCAUUUUACUGCUUUAAUAACUUUGCUUAAAAUACUAAAUAAAGAAAGAAAAUGAAUGUAAUUGUUCCUUUCUCACCCGCUGUAAUGAGGCUGACUGUAACGGAGCAGCUAGUCGCUGACCGCCUUACCUGGAGAGAGUGGAAGCGUCCGCACGGUGUUCCAGGGUUUUGUGCUCUCUGCGCAGGUUGUGGUUAAACGGCUUCUGAUUUCCGCAUGAAAGAAUGAUGAGAUUUAUGUUGUUUAUACUACAAAUAAACAUAUUUUUCUUUAUGACAA
Molecule: messenger RNA, 6005 nt
Organism: Pseudophryne corroboree (corroboree frog)
Lineage: Eukaryota; Metazoa; Chordata; Amphibia; Anura; Myobatrachidae
Gene: DUSP7
Product: dual specificity phosphatase 7
Exons: 3
Coding region: 620-1720 (366 amino acids)
Biological process (GO): protein dephosphorylation; negative regulation of MAPK cascade
Cellular component (GO): cytoplasm; cytosol
Molecular function (GO): MAP kinase tyrosine phosphatase activity; protein tyrosine/threonine phosphatase activity; MAP kinase tyrosine/serine/threonine phosphatase activity
Source: RefSeq, a predicted model, not a curated record